This is a messenger RNA of Pectinophora gossypiella (pink bollworm), 2149 nucleotides long. RefSeq lists its product as uncharacterized. The coding region runs from base 1 to 2109 and encodes 702 amino acids. The record is from RefSeq and is a predicted model, not a curated record. Gene Ontology annotation, molecular function: DNA binding. The transcript has 5 exons. Lineage: Eukaryota; Metazoa; Arthropoda; Insecta; Lepidoptera; Gelechiidae. Gene Ontology annotation, biological process: DNA integration; DNA recombination.
AUGGAACAGAGGAGUUCACACCUUGGUGACGCGGUGGAGCCGGGGACGAGCAGGGCAUGCGUGGGCGCAACGCACCACAACCUGCACACACCUCGCACCACACCGAACAACACGCACUUCACCACUCACACUAAAUGCUUACGAAAAUUGAACACCGUGGGGAACCCACUUCAUAUAACGGAAUUUAGUUUAGAGAAAGCUGAUGGGAAUUUAUGGGAUAAUAGACACAGUGAGGAUAUUGGUGACGUGAAUCACAUUAACAAACGUCUAAAAACAUUAGAACGCAUGAUAAUGCGUUCACGAAGACCUCGUGCUCGAGUUAUUGAAUCAUCAUCGUCGGAAGCGUCGUCACGGGAACCAUCGCCUACUUCGAAGAACCCACAAGGCGAAGAAAAUCGGCGCGACCGGACGGCGUUGAUCGUCACUCUACACGGACCCAACUCUGAUGUCGAACCGGGACCGUCCUACGCGGUGGCUGAGAGGACCGCGACCGCCACUGCCGUCGCCGCCGCCGUGGAUGAAGCUCGGGCUACCACGAGUACCCCACCUGCUGCAGAGAACGUCCUCGACAGCGCAUUGUUAGAGAUUCUCGGCGAUGACCCCUCUGCAACCAUACAAUAUGGACCGGAUAUACACAAGGACCUAGCAUCCCGUUUCGAACACCUUGCGACAAAUGGGUUAGAUAAAAAUGUUCGGAAGGAACUGGUCGACAAAUAUCCUAUUCCGGGUAACUGCGGCCUUAUCGGCGCGCCUAUACUCAACGCCGAAAUCAAAGCUGCUCUGCCCGAUAGUAUGUACAAGAGGGAUAAGGCUAUUGAAGCCCGGCAGAAACAACUCGCCAUGGCUAUUACAGUCCUUGGGGCCGCAAUGACUGACCACAUAAGUGAUAAACAAGGUGGGGAAAAAAUCUGCUGUUCAAACGCAGAAACCUCAGGGAAACAAAGGUUUAAACUGGAAAGCUCCAGCACCGCAGCAGCAGCGCAGGCCGACGGGAGCCGGGGCUCAGAAGAACCGCGUGCCUGCCACGACGACGUGGGCGAACCGCACGCGCGCCGCCGCCUCCAGGCCGUCGUCGCCGCCGCGCCGCCGCCGCUAGACCCGCAGGAGGAACAUUCACUCGAACCUUACCCUGGCUGCCGGAAUAUUAUCCGGGCAGCACUAUUGCGACGGUCCGUACCAGCCUCGGCAGUAGAUAUAAUGAUUAGUUCUUUAGCUGAUUCAUCUUUUAAACAGUACAACACCUAUAUUAAUAAAUGGUAUGAUUUUUGUAAACAAAAUAACACACCUUUAUACGAUGCAUCAAUAUUUAAAGUCAUGGAGUUCCUUACUGAUUUAUAUAAUAGUGGCAAUCAAUAUGGUUCGUUAAAUUGCUGUAGAGCAGCCUUGUCCUUAAUUUUAGGACCCAAUAUAUCGACGGAUUAUCGUAUUCAAAGGUUCUUCAAAGGUGUGUUUAGGCUAAGACCUACUAUUCCCAAGUACGAUAUCACUUGGGACACUGGGUGCGUGCUAGAUUACCUGGCUCUCUUGUACCCUAACGAGGCCAUAUCAAUGGAAAAACUUGCAAAAAAAUGUGUAACAUUACUGGCACUGGUUACCGCCCAUAGGGUACAAACCCUGUCGAAAAUAAAUAUUUAUAACAUUAAGAUGUUUCCAGAUAAGAUUGUUAUCAAAAUUUCAGAUCUCAUCAAAACUUCGAAAGUCGGUACGAAUAAUCCAGUCCUUACCUUACCUUUCUUUCUGCAAAAACCUGGGAUUUGCCCAGCCAAGUCAUUAAUUAGCUACAUAAAUAGAACGGCCUCAAUUAGAGAGUCAGAUUACCUUUUUAUCAGUUUUAAGCGGCCUCAUAAAGCCGUCACCACACAAACACUCAGUCGUUGGAUUAAGUCUACACUGAAAGAUUCUGGUGUGGAUGUGUCAAUCUUUUCAGCACAUAGCACGCGCCACGCUGCCACAUCCCAGGCAUACAGCGCAGGGGUUAGCAUUGACCAGAUUCGAAAAACUGCUAGUUGGAGUCAAAACUCCACCACGUUUGGAAAAUUCUACAAUAGAACCAUCAUGACCACAAACGAGGCAGAGUUGGCUUGUGCUAUAUUAAAUAAUAAUUUGUAAUUUUAUUUAGUUUGUAAUCAUCUAGACACAUUAUAAUAAU